Molecule: messenger RNA, 1047 nt
Organism: Xylaria bambusicola
Lineage: Eukaryota; Fungi; Ascomycota; Sordariomycetes; Xylariales; Xylariaceae
Product: ankyrin
Exons: 8
Coding region: 253-972 (239 amino acids)
Cellular component (GO): nucleus; cytoplasm
Molecular function (GO): protein binding
Source: RefSeq, a predicted model, not a curated record
CCGACAUGAACAUGAUGCACCUAGGCAUGUAAUUACGAAGCCAUUCACAUCCAUCUCGACUCCCUCAACCUACAUCCAAGGAACGUUGAUCUCUCCCAAAAAUCAAGCAGCGAUUGCUCCUAUAAGCUUGUUUUCACCCAAGUCUUACACCGAAAGUACAAGUCACAUUGCACGCUAGCGUUUGCAGUCAUCUAGCUGUUUACACUCGCGACCUAGUCGACAAGAAGGUAGAGAGAGUGAUUGAAGACAAACAUGUCUUCAUCAGGGCAGACCGACGACAAAUUCGCCAUACAUGCAGCCGCGCGCGAGGGCAAAUUAUCCAUCUUCGAGUCUUUGCUAAAUGCCAACCCAAAAGUCUCACAGCGCAAAGACGAUGACGGUCGCUAUCCCAUCCACUGGGCUGCGUCCUCGAAUCAACACCAAAUGAUUCUCUUACUAUCGCAGCAGAAAUCUUUUGAUCCAGAUGUAGUGGAUGACAGUGGCUGGACACCCCUAAUGAUAGCAGCCAGUAUCAAAGACGGCGACGCCAUCGUCGACCUUCUCCUCUCACGAGACGCAGACGUAAACCAGACAAAUACCCAAGGCCAGAGUGCGCUCCACUUCGUUGCGUCCAAGAACAACCUCGAGGUGGCCCGCAAGCUCUUCGCCAACAAGCCGCCUGCCUCGGCUCGCGUCAAGGAUCGCCGCGGCCAGUACCCGCUGCAUCGAGCGGCGGCCGUAGGCUCCGAGCCCAUGGUCAGGCUGUUGCUCGAGCACAACAGCCCGAUUAACGCGUCCGACAUUGCUGGCUCUACGGCUUUGCACCACGCUGUCGCUGAAGGCCACGGACACGUCGCUAUCGCCCUUUUAAAGGCGGGCGCUGAGACAAAUAAGAGAGACUCGGACGGGUACCUCGCCCUGGAUCUCGCCCCUGACAAAGAGAUCCGGAAGUACAUUGAACGUGAGGCUGAAAAUGAAGGCAUCGAACUUUGAUCUUUUUGUUGGAUAGCCCUGAUCAAGCACGUGUCUAGGGGUAAGUGAUAAGUAAAAAUAUGGUUCCAUAACCAA